AUGAUUGUCAGCAACACCAUAGCAGUAAGAAAUACAGAAUUACUUUCUGCGAGUACAUUGCUAACUAAGGUGACCAAGUGGAAGUUGCAAGCCAAGAAGAGGAGUUUGUGGGUUCAUACCACACAUCAACAAUUCAGAGCUUCCUUGAAAGAUGGUCUCUGUAGACCUUUAAGAGAGAUUGUGGCCACCAAUGAGGUCUGGCCGGUGCUGCCUGAGAUUUCAGCAAUUGGGUUUUGUUUGUAUCACACAGUUGAUGCUUUUGGCAAUGAUGGUUGGUGGGUUGGUAGAUCACCGACAAAAUUGUGA
This is a messenger RNA of Ilex paraguariensis (yerba mate), 306 nucleotides long. The record is from the annotation of a GenBank genome assembly. Lineage: Eukaryota; Viridiplantae; Streptophyta; Magnoliopsida; Aquifoliales; Aquifoliaceae.